Messenger RNA from Lactuca virosa, 459 nucleotides. NCBI's taxonomy places the organism in Eukaryota, Viridiplantae, Streptophyta, Magnoliopsida, Asterales, Asteraceae. The record is from the annotation of a GenBank genome assembly.
AUGGCAUCCUCAUCUACAUGUAUGUAUGUAGCUGUAGAUUUUCAUUACAAUAGAAUGUUUUCGCCAAGCCCGUUGGUGUACUUAGACCCCGUAAAAACAAGUGUACGUGAUGUGGGUUUUGGGGGAUUUACGUAUAAAGAGUUUCUUUUGUGGCUUACGAAAUUAACCAAAGGAGCCUGUGAUAAUGUCUAUUACUGUAUUAGAAAGGAAAGCUUGUGUGAGGGUAUUAGAAGAAUCGACAGUGAUGUUGAUUAUUGGGAGUUUGUGGAAACUGUUUAUAGUCUUGAGAGUGAGUUAGAUGUGUACAUUGACCAGCGAAAUGAACCAAUUCUUGAUUGGGCUGAUAACGAGUUGUUAGCAGAUGGUAAAGGGUAUGAGUCAGAUGAGUUGGAUGAAGAGGAUGACAAGGAUUCUGAACUUUCAGAGACAAUGGAAUAUGAACAUGAAUGUGAUGAAGAG